AUGUCAGACAAGCUCAAGGAACGCAGAAGCCAUCGGAAAUUCACAAACUUCUGUUCCCAGAGAACCCGCGUUUCCCACAAAGUGAUAGAAAAGCGGCGGAGGGACCGGAUUAACCGCUGUUUGAACGAGCUGGGCAAGACGGUGCCCAUGGCCCUGGCGAAGCAGACCUCCGGGAAGCUGGAGAAGGCGGAGAUCCUCGAGAUGACCGUCCAGUACCUGCGGGCGCUGCACUCGGCUGACUUUCCCCGGGGAAGGGAAAAAGAACUGUUAGCAGAGUUUGCCAACUACUUCCACUACGGCUACCACGAGUGCAUGAAGAACCUGGUGCAUUACCUCACCACCGUGGAGCGCAUGGAGACCAAGGACACCAAGUACGCGCGCAUCCUCGCCUUCCUGCAGUCCAAGGCCCGCCUGGGCGCCGAGCCCGCCUUCCCGCCGCUGGGGUCGCUCUCGGAGCCGGAUUUCUCCUAUCAGCUGCACCCAGCGGGGCCCGAGUUCGGGGGCCACAGCCCCGGGGAGGCCCCCUUCCUAGCGCCGGUGCAGGGCCUGGAUCGACACUACCUCAACCUGAUCGGCCACGCCCACCCCAACAGCCUCAACCUGCACCCGCCCCAGCACCCCCAAGUUCUCUGACACCGGCCGCCCGCCCGCUUUCUCUGGGCACGGGCCGCUGCGCUGCUUAGGAGAUACUGCGUGUUGCACAGGUGUAUAUAGUGUCCCGACCAACAGCGGGUGGGGAAGGCCAAGUGCAAAGCAAGUCUUCUGAACGGUCUCCCCCGGCAAUAAAUGUGUUCUGUU
This is a messenger RNA of Myotis davidii, 798 nucleotides long. RefSeq names its product helt bHLH transcription factor (gene HELT). The transcript is spliced from 5 exons. Bases 1 to 633 code for a protein of 210 amino acids. Gene Ontology annotation, molecular function: RNA polymerase II cis-regulatory region sequence-specific DNA binding; DNA-binding transcription factor activity, RNA polymerase II-specific; protein dimerization activity. Gene Ontology annotation, cellular component: nucleus. NCBI's taxonomy places the organism in Eukaryota, Metazoa, Chordata, Mammalia, Chiroptera, Vespertilionidae. Gene Ontology annotation, biological process: regulation of transcription by RNA polymerase II; anterior/posterior pattern specification; regulation of neurogenesis. The record is from RefSeq and is a predicted model, not a curated record.